AUGAAGUCAAUGCCGAAGAUAACGCACGUGAUUUUUGAUUUGGAUGGUUUACUGAUUGAUACUGAAGUAGUAUUCUCGAAAGUGAAUCAGUGUUUAUUGUCAAAAUAUGAUAAGGAAUUCACUUCGCAUUUGAGAGGUUUGGUGACCGGAAUGCCGAAGAAAGCCGCCGUAGCAUACAUACUCGAGCAUGAAAAACUGUCCGGAAGAGUUGAUGUGGACGAGUAUUGUAAAAAAUAUGAUGAAAUGGCUGAAGAAAUGUUGCCGAAAUGUUCAAUAAUGGAUGGUGUACUGAAGUUUGUACGGCAUUUAAAAACUCACAAUAUACCAAUGGCAAUAUGCACUGGUUCGACUAGAAAAGAAUUUGAACUUAAAACUCAGUAUCACAAGGAGUUGCUUGAUUUAAUUUCUUUGAGGGUUUUGUCGGGCGAUGAUCCUGAUGUCAAACGAGGGAAACCUGCUCCAGAUCCUUUUCUGGUAACUAUGGAUAGAUUUGAGCAAAGACCUGAGAGAGCUGAAAAUGUCCUCGUUUUUGAAGAUUCGACUAAUGGAGUAUAUGCAGCAAUAGCAGCCGGCAUGCACGUUGUUAUGGUGCCAGAUUUAACUUACAUGAAGAUUCCAGAUGAACUUCGAAACAAAAUAACUUUAAUACUUAAAAGCUUGGAAGACUUAAAGCCGGAAAAUGUGGGGUUGCCGGCGUACAAUUGA
Molecule: messenger RNA, 705 nt
Organism: Cercopithifilaria johnstoni
Lineage: Eukaryota; Metazoa; Nematoda; Chromadorea; Rhabditida; Onchocercidae
Source: the annotation of a GenBank genome assembly